This is a messenger RNA of Anneissia japonica, 2743 nucleotides long. Its product is annotated as MAM and LDL-receptor class A domain-containing protein 1-like. The transcript is spliced from 10 exons. Lineage: Eukaryota; Metazoa; Echinodermata; Crinoidea; Comatulida; Comatulidae. The record is from RefSeq and is a predicted model, not a curated record. Gene Ontology annotation, cellular component: membrane. Bases 37 to 2568 code for a protein of 843 amino acids.
CUUUUGAACAACCAAAGAUAAAAUAAGCUCUUCAACAUGGACAUGCCAACUGGUCACUUGGUUGUGUUGCUUUUAAUAGCUAAUUUCCCAUUGAAAGAUGCAGACCCACUCAUCCUUUUUGCAGACCUUCACACCGUAAAUGAAUAUGACCCACUUACGGGGGAAUACCGUACGAUCGCAGAAAAUCAACAAAACGCCGUGGCUUUAGACUAUGAUUUCAAGACAAUGCAGGUAUACUGGUCAGACGUGUCAACGAAUCAGAUCUAUCGUACUAAUGUCAAUUGCAAUGGUGUACCAGAGGUUAUUGUAACUGGGGCUAACAUACCUGAUGGAAUCUCUAUUGACUGGGUCUACCGUAACAUUUACUGGACUGACACGGGAACAAAUUCCAUUGAAGUUGCAAGCCUGGACGAUCCAAACAAACGUACCAAACUCAUUUAUGAUAAUUUAGAUGAGCCAAGAGCUAUUACUGUAGAGCCAAGAAUUGGGUACAUGUUCUGGACUGACUGGGGCCAGGCAGCUAAGAUUGAACGAGCAGGAAUGAACGGAGAAGCAAGAGUGACCCUCGUGGACACUGACAUCAGCUGGCCAAAUGGUCUGACCGCUGAUCUUGAUGGUGACCUUCUCUACUGGGUGGAUGGUCUGAGAUACAGCCUAAGUAGCAUUGACUAUAACGGUCAAGGUAGACGCACCAUCCUGCAAUCAAAUUCAAUUCUGCCUCAUCCUUUCGCUAUCACUGUAUUUGAAGAGUAUGUCUACUGGACAGAUUGGCAGACAAAGGCUAUCACUAAAGCCAACAAAUUCAAUGGAAUCCAUACUAUUUUGGUUCAAAAUCUCAAUCGUCCCGCGGGCAUCCAGAUAUAUCACCCUGAAAAACAAAGUAACGGAAUUAUUAGCCAUUGUGGAGGAAAUAACGGUGGAUGUUCUCAUCUGUGCGUAGCUGCCCCUCAAAUUAGCGAUAGUUCUGCUAAAUAUUCCUGCCUCUGUCAAGAUGGGAGUAUAUGUGAGAGUUCCACAAGGAAUCCACUGACGACCGAGAAUAAUGCUCUGGGCGAUGUUCCUGCUUUUUCACUAUGUGAUUUUGAAGAUGCAAGUGUUUGUAACUUCGUACAAGAUAGAACGGACGACAUUGAUUGGACAAGAAGAUCUGGAAGGACACCUUCAUCUAAUACUGGCCCUUCAUAUGACCACACAUACGGAACUUUACAAGGAUACUACAUUUACAUUGAAGCUACAAGCCGGAGUAACAAUGACAUUGCCCGUAUUUGGACACCGCCAUAUGCUGCAACAAACGGCCUAUGCAUCGAGUGGUUCUACCACAUGUACGGGGAAGCAGUGAACACAUUGAAUGUGUACGCAGUCGAUUCAACAGGUAUUGUUGGUUCACCCGUGUGGACUAAAACAAAUAACCAAGGAAACAAUUGGAUACUUGGAAAAGUCUCAGUUGCAGUAUUCGGUAUCUAUCGAAUACUGUUUGAAGGAAUUAUAGGAAGUAGUUUCACAAGUGACAUCGGCUUAGAUGACAUCAGGAUCACAAAUAGAGAAUGUUCAUUACCAGAUAGUUCCUUGUGUGAUUUCGAAGAUCCGAAUAUUUGUAACUUCGUGCAAGACACUAUGGACGAUUUUAAUUGGACAAGAGGAUCUGCAUCAACAGGUUCAACUAAUACUGGUCCAUCAUUUGACCACACACUGGGAACUUCACAAGGAGGUUACUACUUGUACAUUGAAGCUACAGGCAGGAGUAGCAAUGACAUCGCUCGUCUUUGGACACCGUCGUAUCCCGCAUCGAAAGGUCUAUGCAUUGAGUGGUUCUACCACAUGUACGGGAACACUGUGAACACAUUAAAUGUGUACGUAGUCGAUUCUACAGGCACAGUUGGCACACCGGUGUGGAAUAAGACUAAUAACCAAGGAGACACUUGGUUGCUAGGACAAGUCUCAGUUGCAGAAUUCGGUAUCUACCAGAUAUUGUUUGAAGGAAUUAGAGGAAGUGGUUACACAGGUGACAUCGCUUUAGAUGACGUCAAGAUCACUAAUGGCGCAUGUGUAACACAACGCAAACCUAAAGCCUUUUCCCAAUGUGAUUUCGAAUCUCCGAGUAGUUGUAACUUUGUACAAGACACUAACGACGAUUUUGAUUGGAGCAGAAGAUCUGCAUCAACACCCUCAGUUAAUACGGGUCCUUCAUUUGACCACACACACGGAACUUGUCAAGAAGGAGGCUACUACAUGUACAUUGAAGCUACAGGUCAGACUUGGAAUAACAUCGCUCGUCUUUGGACACCGUCAUAUCCUGCCACGAACGGCCUAUGCAUCAAAUGGUUCUACCACAUGUACGGUGCCACAGUUAACACUUUAAAUGUGUACAUAGUCGAUUCUACGGGUGCUGUUGAUUCACCAGUGUGGACCAGAACAAAUAACCAAGGAAACUUUUGGAUACUUGGGCAAGUCUCAGUUUCAACAUCCGGUAUCUAUCGGGUAAUGUUUGAAGGAAUUAGAGGAAUUGAUUUUACUGGUGACAUUAGUUUAGAUGAUGUCACGAUUACCGAUGGAGCAUGUUCCACAUAGUGCUCUAAAUCUGGACAAUACUUUAAGGGUAGAUUGUUCGUUAGUAUUCGUGAUAAUGUCAAUGAAUGCUUUGAUCGAUUGUUCUUUUCAGCUAUGCAAAUAAGUAGAAAGAAAACAUUAGCUAGGUCAGGGUAGUACAUAAUAUUAUAAUAAUGUAAUAUGGCUGCCCCUUGGU